AUGAGGUUUCAUGCGAACCGUGAGGCUCUCGCCUGUCUGGAGAUGUGGAAUAAGGCAACCCACGCCAGUGCCCAAGUUUGCAUGUCAGAUAUCGACGUGGAUCGCUCCAAAACCUCACGGCACGAGUCACCAUCAUCGCACAGACGCGACUUUAGGCCGCAACGCAUCAUCGAAUCCUACGAGUCUAUCGAAUCCGGUCGUCCGCCUGCAGCACUCGGGUACGGACGCGAACAUCUGAGCAGUGCGAACAAGGAGAAUGAUUUGCCUGCGAGUGAGCCCGGGGAGCAUGGUGUACAAAUGUAA
Anthostomella pinea is the source of this 303-nucleotide messenger RNA. The record is from the annotation of a GenBank genome assembly. Lineage: Eukaryota; Fungi; Ascomycota; Sordariomycetes; Xylariales; Xylariaceae.